Mesorhabditis belari is the source of this 1059-nucleotide messenger RNA. Lineage: Eukaryota; Metazoa; Nematoda; Chromadorea; Rhabditida; Rhabditidae. The record is from the annotation of a GenBank genome assembly.
AUGGACGAUGGAAAACUCGUUCUGGUGAGCGGAGCGUCGGGUUAUGUGGCCUCACAUUGCAUCAAAUUGCUGCUUGAAAAGGGUUAUCGUGUGAGGGGAACGGUGCGGAGUCUAAAAAAUGCGGAAAAGGUAAAUCCAAUUCGGAAACUCGAUCCAUCUGGCGCACAACUCGAGCUCGUCGAAGCGGAUUUGAUGCAAGACGAGACGUGGCCACGAGCCGUCAAAGACUGCACCUAUGUGUUGCAUGUGGCCUCACCGAUUGGCCAAGGCGCUUCACAGGCAUUCAUCGAUGCCGCCGUUCGAGGAGCAACCAGCGUCCUUCGAGCUUGUGGAAAUGAACCGUCUGUGAAAAAAGUCGUACAAACCAGUAGCACGAUGGCCAUUUGCGAUGGCAACAAUCCACCAAAAUCCAAGUAUGACGAGACGGAUUGGACACCGAUUGAGCUACAGAACUCCGGCUGGUACACGCAAAGCAAGGUGCUGGCCGAGAGAGCCGCGUGGGAAUUGUGGAAGAGUGGAGAGCUGAAGAACAAGUUUGACUUCACCGUGAUCAACCCGGGCUUCAUCGUCGGCCCGCCAUUGACCGACUCGACCGGGUCGAGCAUGACGUUAGCCAUUCACAUAAUGACAAAACCGGUGAUUCCAGUCUUGAACCCCAACUCGAUCGAUGUUCGCGAUGUGGCUGAGGCUCAUAUCCGCGCCAUGGAACGACCCGAGACAAACGGACAUCGAAUUAUUGUCGCUGACGGGGCCCCGAUCACUCUGAAAGAGUAUGGACUCCAGCUGAAGAAAGUUUUUGGGCCACUGGGCUAUUGUCCGGCAACAACCGUUCUCCCGCAGUUCGUCAUUUGGAUUGCCUCGUUUUUUGUCGGUGAUGCCGGACAACUGAUGAAGAUGCAAUUCGAUAAGCGGGUUGACAACACAAAGAUGCAAGAACUGCUGGGAAUGAACUCUUGGAGAAAUCCGCUCGACGGAAUGGUCGAUAUGGUCGACGAAUUGAUCGAGAGAGGACUCAUCAAGAAAACGGAAAAAUGGGAACAGACGAGACGAAGAAAUAAG